AAACGAGUUAGCCCCAUUUGUUAUUUGUUUGUUUGUAUCCUUCCUUCUCUCCUCUUCUCUUUUUCUCAUUUUAUAUAUAUAGUACUUAUAGUCUUUCUCUUAGGUAUACACCACUAAACCUUGGCUAGCAAUAAUAUCAAAUAUGGAAGAUGAUCAUGAUUAUGUACCGGAACUGAACGACGGUACUGUUUGUGAUGGUAACGAAUCUGGUACUGGGAGUAGUAGUGGGCCUCAGGUCAACACAUCUCGAUGGAACCCUACGAAGGAGCAGAUUAAUUUACUUGAGAGUUUGUAUAAGCAAGGAAUAAGAACUCCCAGUGCUGACCAAAUACAGCAGAUAACCGCAAGGUUAAGAGCUUUUGGUCACAUUGAGGGUAAGAAUGUCUUUUACUGGUUUCAAAAUCACAAAGCCAGGCAAAGACAGAAGAAGAAGCAAGAGACCAUGGCCUAUAUUAACCGAUAUAUCCAUAGGAGCCCUCGCCCAAUUUUCCCUACAAAUAAUUCCCCAAGUGUGGUUUGCGGUCCAUAUUACAUACCAGUAGUUCCGCAGAGGCAUCAUGAGCAACAUACAGGAAUUAUCCACCAACCCCACAAUUCCAGUAAUGUUCCAUCAAGUAGCAGCACGAGCAUACCGAGUCUAGAAGAAAUGGAUAAAAAUGCUAGGGCUGUCCCUUUUGGUGCUGCUGCUAUAGAAUAUAAAGCGGUGUCUAUUCUUCAUAAUGGUGGAAAGAACUCUUCUUAUAUCGGUUGCGGUGCUAGUCGCUACUAUGCUGGAACUUGGGGCACUCCAAUUACCUCAUUGAUAGAGGUGCCGACUUAUGAUUAUAAUCAAUGUAACAAAGAGACACUUUCACUCUUUCCAGUCAGCCCAACAGGCCUUCUACAAGAAAAAGAAGAAAACAUGCGUCUUUGUUCAUCUGAAAUUGAUCAACCUGGUUGCUCAUCAGAUCGUGAUAACCCUUUCUUUAACUUUUUUUCCCUUUAGUUAAUUAAAUAUAUAUGUUAGAAGUACUACUGCUUUCUAAAUAAUCAGAAUAAGUUAAGCAUAUAAUUAGCAAUAUGGUUUGUAGUAAGAAUAUAUUAAUACUU
Molecule: messenger RNA, 1089 nt
Organism: Cannabis sativa
Lineage: Eukaryota; Viridiplantae; Streptophyta; Magnoliopsida; Rosales; Cannabaceae
Product: WUSCHEL-related homeobox 2
Exons: 2
Coding region: 143-985 (280 amino acids)
Biological process (GO): plant organ development
Molecular function (GO): DNA binding; DNA-binding transcription factor activity
Source: RefSeq, a predicted model, not a curated record